Molecule: messenger RNA, 573 nt
Organism: Eurypyga helias (sunbittern)
Lineage: Eukaryota; Metazoa; Chordata; Aves; Eurypygiformes; Eurypygidae
Gene: HOGA1
Product: 4-hydroxy-2-oxoglutarate aldolase 1
Biological process (GO): N-acetylneuraminate catabolic process
Molecular function (GO): N-acetylneuraminate lyase activity; 4-hydroxy-tetrahydrodipicolinate synthase activity
Source: RefSeq, a predicted model, not a curated record
AUGGCGCUCAGCAUCUGCCUCGCCGCACCCCUCCGUCCCACCCUGGCAGCUCUGUGCCGGGCAGCCCCCAGGCAGCACCGGAGGCUCAGCACCCCCCCGGGACCGGGGCACACGAUUGACCUCGGCGGUAUCUUCCCGCCCCUCGCCACCCCCUUCUCACCCAUGCAGGAGGUGGACUAUGCCCAGCUGGAGAGGAACCUACACCGCUAUGCCAGCAUCCCCUUCCGAGGGCUGGUGGUGCUGGGCUCCAACGGGGAGUACCCCUACCUGGCACCCCACGAGCGGCUGGAGGUAGUGAGCUGCGUGCGCCGUGCUGUGCCCAGGGACCGCCUGCUGCUGGCUGGCUCAGGCUGCGAAUCCACCCAGGCCACCAUCAAGCUCUCGGUCAGCAUGGCAGAGGCAGGGGCCGACGUGGCACUGGUUGUGACACCCUGCUACUACCGGGGGGCCAUGACCAGCGCUGCCCUGGUCCAGCACUACACGGAGGAGCUGUGCCCGGUGCCCACCAGCAGCCCCUGGGGCAGCGGGAUGGAGAGCCUGUCGUGCGCAUCUCUAACUCACCCCAGCUGCUGA